Molecule: messenger RNA, 1291 nt
Organism: Doryrhamphus excisus (bluestripe pipefish)
Lineage: Eukaryota; Metazoa; Chordata; Actinopteri; Syngnathiformes; Syngnathidae
Gene: miip
Product: migration and invasion inhibitory protein
Biological process (GO): negative regulation of cell migration; negative regulation of G2/M transition of mitotic cell cycle
Source: RefSeq, a predicted model, not a curated record
AAGAAAAUGGCGUCAUUUGUCGACGAGGCAGUGAUACGUGAAUUUGAUGACCUAUUAUUACUGCACAAUUUGAUGUAAAUACAUCAGAACGUUAGCUAUUCGAGGCAGUGACGUUUUAUCAUCUAAAUGUGUUGUUUGUGGACAUAAAUUACGUAUUAUGAGAAGGUAAUGAAUUACGUCCGCUAGCUAAAGAAAUGAAGCAGGAUAGCAAACAACUGAAGAUGUGUGAGAGACAAAUGGGCACCCGGGGUCCCACCCCUUCACCUUUUUUGACCCCCAAACGCCAAGUGAUAGCUGAGAAGGUUUCACCAUUACGAAUAUCUUCACAUGGGGAUGGCAUAAAGUCCUCUCUGAAGUCUUGCAGCAAUGAACAGAGGAAGAUGCAGAAUCGAGUGACGUUCCAGACCGAUACCCAUGCUGAGGAACCUGCACACAGGAAUCGUCUGCAUCCAUUACUUGGUUAUGAUUGGAUCGCAGGAGUCCUGGAUGCACAAAAAACCCUGGGGGAACACUCUGAUGACUUCUACAAUGAUCUGCAAGCAUUUCGAACACAAAACAAAAGAGAAUGCAUCCACCAGCCACACUCUGAAGUUCCCCGGGAUAUACACUCGGCACUGACGCUUCUUGCAGACAGAGGCAGCCCACAAGCCGACACAGAUACUCAUGAGUGUACAUUCACUUAUAAGAUGAACACCAGAUUGUUCCCUAUCCCGGUUCACUCUCCGGAAUGUUGUCCUGUGUGCAAAAGGCUAAAAUCCUCACACCCGCACACCAUGACUGAACCAGCACACGUCAGGGUCAGCAUCCCUCGUGCCAGCAUUCUGUCUCCUUACAAGUACAAAGCACAUCGUCGCUGCAGCUUUGAUCCAUCUGACAGUUUGGGCUUACCAUCGCACUGCCUUUUGGGCUGGUCCAACAAGGUUCAAAGCUUCUUGCCCCCACCCAGCAACCUGGACCUGCGGAGUCACCUCAUUAAGGACAACUCCACUGAGCAACCAGCUGAAGAAGGACAGGAUCAGGUAACCAGAAGCGCUCACUCUGACCAGACACCACCUCUCUGUCGAUUGGCCCGUCACAACUUGCAGCACUUUACCCCCAGAAGAAAAUUAAGACGCAUACCUUCUUCUACCAAGAGUUGACUACACACCCUCAAAAAUGUUUUAUUUACAAUAUUAUCAAGGCAACUGUAAAGCUGGCAAAGCUACAGUACAUUGUGUGUGUCUUGGAGAUAUUCUUGUCAACCAAUGAAUGUCAUGUAUUUAAAUAAACGUACUGAAAUUUGGAUCAUUUA